Aplysia californica (California sea hare) is the source of this 2006-nucleotide messenger RNA. RefSeq names its product neuropeptide SIFamide receptor. Gene Ontology annotation, molecular function: G protein-coupled receptor activity. Gene Ontology annotation, cellular component: plasma membrane. The record is from RefSeq and is a predicted model, not a curated record. Gene Ontology annotation, biological process: G protein-coupled receptor signaling pathway. NCBI's taxonomy places the organism in Eukaryota, Metazoa, Mollusca, Gastropoda, Aplysiida, Aplysiidae.
GCUCUUGAGUGCCGCCAUGCAAACAGGACUCCCGUGCACCCACCCAGCACAAUGAAAGGAGACACGCCGCUGAGGAACUAAUUACAAGCAAACUGCAGGUAUCCCUUGUUUGAUGUUCAUGUGAACGGAAUCGAGAUUAUUAACCAGCACUACGGUCAUGGAUACCACGUACCUGCCGCUAGGGAGAACCAGCCCUGCGCCUCUCUACCUCACCACAGGAGGGAACAUGUCCUUUACAGCCAAUAUGACAGGCAAUUUUACCGGAGAAACGACUGAGUUUUAUGAUCCUUCUGAAAAAAGCGCCAAGCAAUUGGAGUUCGAGUCGUAUACGCUGUACAAAGUGGCCUACUAUAUGGCCUUCUACUACCACUGGGUUCUGCUUGCCAUAGGGGCGCCCGGGAAUCUGGCCAGCAUCUUCACCAUACUCUCUAUGCCAACCGUGUCGUCAUCAAAGGCCCACGUAGCUAUCUUGGCCACAGUGGACACCAUCGCUCUGGUUCUGAAACUGGCCUAUUCCGAGAUGUCCGGCAGUGCCAUUCACCUCACUGGGCCCGGAUGUGCCACCAUUAUGUUCGCCCAACAGUUCACCUCAGACUACGCAAACUGGAUCGUGGUUGCCAUGACAGCGGAGCGCUUCCUGGCCGUCUGGUUCCCCUUGCGGGUGGGUCGGAUGUAUACCAGACGCAAAGCCCUGAUGGUACUGGCCUUACUCGCGACCUUGACCUCCGGCGUCUCACUCGUGCUAUUUUGGGUGUGGACGGAGUACCACGAAGCUUCCUACGGCUACUGGUGUGACAUCAGGCCAGAAUAUGUGGACUUUAUUAACUAUACAUUCUACUGGCUGUCCGCGGUUUAUUCCUUAAUAUUGCCGUGCUUUUUUAUCCUUCUCGGGAACACGCUCAUUAUCUUAAACAUUGUGCGGGCUGGGAGGGUACAGCGUCACCUGACAAACUCGUUCGAUCAAGGCGGGAGAAAGGCGAGGGAUCAGAGACAGAUCACGCUUAUGCUGGUGGUAGUGUCUGUCGUGUUCCUCAUGCUGAAUAUGCCCAACGCCAUCUUCUACAUCGUGAAGCCCACGUGGAAGGACAGUCUCGAGCCUUUCUCUUACGAUGAGGCCAAGUACACCUUCACGGCUCGCUUCAUUCACAUACUGAGUGACGCCAAUCAUGCUGUGAACUUCUACUUGUAUUUUCUCAGCAUGAGCACUUUCCGUAGACGGUUCAUCGACGCAGUACGCUGCAGGAGCCGACAAAAGCGACGACCGGCGGGCAGCAGUAUGUACCGUACGUCACAGACCUACAUGCACAGUGACGCUCACUCUGUCGACACUAGAUACGAUGGUACCAGCACCGCUGGGACCAAUGUGAUCUACAGUGCGUACGGUAAACGUGGCCAGAACCACCACGCUAAGGGAGACAACAGCAUCCACUCACUCAAGUCCUUCAGCAGCAGCUGCAACGGCAACAACAACAGGCCAACCAGCGCCGGCUUCAACAGCAACAACAGCAGCUGCCUCACGGCCAACAGCGAAGUUUGAGCACUGCCCAAAAACAACAGCAGCUGUCUUACUGCAAAUUGCGAUGCCUGAGCAGCUGUCUUACUGCCAAUUGCGAAGUUUGAGCACUGAGCUCUGCACGACAUUCUUUCGUCAACUGUCGGGUCGAAACUGUUCUUGUAAAAUAGAUGGAAAACGUCGUGAAAACGUCAUGAUUUCUUUAACACAGACCUCAAGGAUUCGUCCAACGUUCAGACUUAUGAUAGAAUCAACGUUGGCUCAUUUUUGAAAGGAAAGGGCAGUUGUUUUCUCAGUGAGCACACGGCUGGUCACGAGAGUCUGGAUCCAAGACAAGCUAUAGCUAUAUAUAGCUUCAAAGUUAUAUCCGACCUUUCAUCACUCUGUACUACUGACUAUAGACCACGAGUCCGCUGUCAAGAUACACUACGCUCUGGCAGUAGAGCGGUUCAUAUUACUUUUAAUUUUAAGCAGAAACGGUUAUCCGAAAAAA